Eriocheir sinensis (Chinese mitten crab) is the source of this 10062-nucleotide messenger RNA. RefSeq lists its product as uncharacterized. Bases 446 to 9469 code for a protein of 3007 amino acids. Gene Ontology annotation, cellular component: membrane. Gene Ontology annotation, biological process: detection of mechanical stimulus; kidney development. Lineage: Eukaryota; Metazoa; Arthropoda; Malacostraca; Decapoda; Varunidae. The transcript has 45 exons. Gene Ontology annotation, molecular function: calcium ion binding; protein binding; calcium channel activity. The record is from RefSeq and is a predicted model, not a curated record.
ACUGACUCCCCGAUCGUCUUCACUGCCGAGGUCCUCAUGGGCAACCCAACAGCCUUCCAGAUGAGUGUCAAUGGCCAGCCUGUGCUUGGCGAUGGAGCAUCCAUUCCGUUCACAUUCUAUAAGGUGAACAGUUGCCUUGCUUUCCAUGCUAUUAGUACAUUAAUGAAACGUGCAGAAACAGGCUGCAGAUAAGAAUCUUUCUUGAGACAAUGCCAUACUGGUUUAUGUAAAUGUAUGAGCCAUUUGAAAGGUUAAUCAUGGAUCCUAAUUUUUUUUUCUUUUGCAGUUUUUUCCUGUUCUUCUUUAUAUUUGCCACUGACUGUUUUCUCUGAUGUAAAAAAAGUAGUAAUAGCACAUGUCACUAAAUCUGAAUAGUGAACAAUCAUCUCCAUAACUUGUAUUUGUAUACUUUUAUGACUGUAAUUUCAUAACCUUCUCUUGCUGCAUGGCUCAACAGGCUGGCGAGUACAACAUUAGCAUGACGUGUUCAGGGAAAGGCGGAGUGUCCAAACCCAAGAGUGUGACCAUCCAGGUGGCCCAGCCUCUGAGCCCUGAGGCUGCUGAGCUCUUUGUGCCCAGUCUGGUGGUUUGGCCUCCAGGGCACACGGAGGUGACAGUGCAGAUCAGCGGGUCAGACGAGCUGCCAACCAUGGUGCAGGGCGAGCUAGCUUGGGGGGACGACACACUGCCGACCCAGCUUGACCUGCGUCGCCAAACACCACCUCAGGCCAUGGGGGUCGUGAAGCAAAACGCCUCACACUACUACUCCUGGCACGGCACCUUCCAGCUGACCCUCCGCCUCCAAAACCCAGUGUCCCGGAUCAACCUUACACGGGAGGUGAGGGUGGUGGAGAGCAUAUCGGUGGACUACAUCUUGGUGGAGUACUUGUGGCAGGAUGACGCUCCGCCCUGGUCCUCCACAAUGUUCAAGGCCGGCGUGCCCCUCAACCUGACUGCAAUCCUCAAGUCCGGCACUGCUACGACUUAUAACCUGUUUGUGGAUGAGAAGGAACUGACUGAUAGCUCUCCGUCCAUCUUCUACACCUUCCGAUCGGCUGGUGAGUUCCUGGCCAACAUGACGGCUUCAGGCGAGGCCGGAGUGUCCCCGGUGUACACGGCCUCCGUGGUGGUGGUUCAGCCUCUCCAGCCGCACCACCUUAACCUGACACUGCCAGACUUUGUGGUGGUCCCUCCGGGCAACUUAACAGUGCAGAUGGUGCUGACCGCAGAGGAGCCAGAGGAAUUGCCUUCGUAUGUGACGUACUCCAUGAGCUGGGGCGAUGGCAGCAACACCUCCCUUGACAACCUGAUGCUGGAGACAAAGCUCGGAGCCUCGGGGCCGGUGGUCAGGAGCCUUACCCACACCUACGAGGCCUCAGGGGACUUUCUUCUCACCUGGACGGCCCGCAACCCUGUGUCGGAAGCAUCAGUCACUAAGGUGGUGAGAGCCAUUGACCACCUGACUGUUGGCGCCAUCCUUGUUGACUACCUCGUGGAGAGUGAUCGCCCGGUGUGGCCCUCCAGCACCUUCAGGAGUGGCGUGCCCCUCAACUUCACAGCUGUGGUGGUGUUGGGAGAGGUCACCAGCUUCACCUUUUAUGUGGAGGGUCAGGAGAUCACCACCACCAGCCCGUACAUUGACCACACCUUCCAUGUGGCAGGCGAGGUGAUGGUGAACGCAACAGUAGCAGGUGAGGCAGGCGUCUCCCCACCGGCCUCCAUCACCAUCACCCUUGAGCACCCUGUCCUGCCCCAGCACCUCGACUUGUUGCUGAAUAACCUGCCAGUCUAUCCACCAGGUGAUGCCAGUGUGACCCUGACAGUGGUUCACCUGGAAUACCUGCCCACUGGCCUGACGGGUGUGUUCAGCUGGGGUGACGGUAAUGACACAGCUCUUGACCUGACCAGCCAGACUGCCCCCGAGGCCACCAGCCCUGUGGUCAUGAGAAUGGAGCACAACUACACCAGUGCCGGGGAGUACACAGGACAGGUCUCACUGCUAAACUCUGUAUCUCAGGCAAACCUUUCCAUUAUGAUCCUUGUGCUGGACCACCUCACCCUGGACAGCCUGGAGGUGCAGUACGAGGAUGGGAAGCAGGGCGAGGGAGGGGUGUUCAGAGCCGGCUCACCCCUCACCAUCACCGGCGAUAUGGAGACAGGCCUGGCAGACCAAUUCACACUUCUGGUGAAUGGUGAAGAGCUCUCCAGUAGAUCACCAACCUUCACCUAUACUUUCCCGAGGGCUGGAGUGUUCCGGGUGACCAUGAGUGCAUCAGGAGAGGCUGGCCCAUCAAGCCCCACAGAUGCCUGGGUCACAGUCCUGCAGCCCUUGAGGGAGGAGAGUGCCUUCCUGGAGGUGCCUGAGAAGGUCCUCUCUCCCCCUGGGGAAACCAACAUCACCGUCACCCUGAGUGAUGCCGAGGAGCUGCCCACCAACGUGUCCGGCUGGGUCACUUGGGGGGAUGAAAGCCCCCCCGAGGAGGUGGGCUUCCUGGAGAUCACUCCCCCUGGGGCCAAGGGCUCAGUGUCCCACGUCCUGACCCACACCUACCAGGACCCGGCCGACUACCAUGCCACUUGGUACAUUGAGAACAAAGUGUCGCAGCUCAACGUGACCAAGAUGAUCCCUGUGGUGCGGCAGCUGUGGCUCCAGGGUGUGGUGGUUGCCCUGAAUAACACAGACCCAACUGAAGUGAGGCAUGACGGGUUCUUCUUCGUGGGUGACACCAUCAGCCUGGCUCCAGAGCGCGUGUACGGCAACGCCAACCGCUUCAUCCUGACCAUGAGUGGCAUGCAGGAUGUGGUGCAGGACUUGCCCUCUUUUGCUGUAACAUUCGAAAGGGAGAGUGAUUACAACUACAGUGUGAAGGCCGAGGGUCUGGGGGGCAUCUCCAACACACUGCAGGGCUGGGUGAGGGUGAGGAACAAGAUCAAGCCUCCGGAACUCAAUGUCCACCCCGUCUCAAGGGUUGGGGUGCAGACGCCCAUCACUAUAACCUCCUCCUCCACCCUUGGCACCUGUCUCUCCCUUGAUCUUGGGGACGGGCUGCUACUGGGGUGGAGGGCAGGUGGGCAGUGUGAGGGACGUGAGCAGGGCAAGGAGAACUGGAAGGCUGCUCCUUUACCAAACACCCUCACCCUAACACAUCAGUACAUGGAGCCUGGCACAUAUGAGCUUGUUGUCCGCCUCUUCUCUGCCAUCGGGGAGGUGGAGACAAGGAUGAGUGUUACGGUAUAUGGGGCCAUCCCUUGUAACCGCCUCGACCUGUGGGUCCAGAAGAACGGAACGCUUGAGUCUCCCGUGCAGAUGACUCGGGCGGACAAGCUUUGGGUGAGGAGCUUUGCGGAUGUCAAUUGUAGCGUUGCAAAGCUCAGCAUGGAAAUCACGUGGAAAGUGGUGAACCUCAACGACAGCACAGAGGAGGACAUGCCUGACGUCGACACCUCCAAGAGUGUGCUGUACCUGCCCAGCCGCACACUCCAUUACGGCCUCUACCGCACCUCCGUCACCUAUAACAUCUCCAUGAUCAACGCCAAGGGGCUGCUGGUGUGGGUGGUGCUGUACGGGGAGUCUGUGGUGGAGGUGGGGAAGAGCCAGCUGAUGGUGGUGAUAGUAAGAGGAGGCGCCCCGAGGAUCCGCCGCGGCACCCUCAACACACUCAUCCUCCACCCGGGCGAGAUAUCCUUCGACCCAGACUACCCUGAGGUUGCGUUGAUCAACUACUCCUGGUCGUGCCACAUGGUGGGGGAGGAACUGCCAGCCCCGAGCGUGACCUCUGACCCUCCUGAGAGCAGGGAGGCCUAUGGGGGCAAGGCAGACAAGGGGGGCUGCUGGGGGGAGGGGCCCAGCUGGCUCACCAACAAAUCACCAAACUUAACCAUCCUUGUGGAUGUCUUCAGGAGCCCUGACAAGACCUACAGCCUGCAAGUUAUUGCCUUCAGCACCGAUGGGCGGCAGAACCGAGCAGCUGUGGAGGUGGAGGUGGUGGAGGGGGAUCCGCCCACCCUGAUGUCUGGCUGCAACCCUCCCUGGUUCUGCAGACAGAUUGAAGGCGCCCAGCUGGUGAACCCCGCCAAGCUGAUCCUCCAGAGCACCUGUGAAGUCAAGCCUGGCGAGGAGCGUGUGGGGGAGGACGGCUGCGGAGAGAUCCCGCUCCACUACCACUGGCAGGUGUCUGGGGUCCCGCCUGCUGGGGGAGACCCUGAGCCCCUCGACAUCUCCGGGGUGGCUGUGGGAGAGAACAUGCAAAAGCUCGCCCUCCUUGAUGACUUCUGGAUCAAAUUUGGGACACGGUUCCGAAUGUUUGACGUCCAGGUCUCAGCGAGUCGUGCUGGAGAGUCAGGCCAAGGUCUGGCGCUGCAGCGAAUCCAAAUCAACGAGGCACCAAGAGGAGGCUUCUGUACUGCUAGGAUCAAGGAGGAGGAGGAAGAAGAGGAGGAGGAGCAGGAAGGGUUAGAGGAGAGUAGCCAAGACGUCCCCACGCUGGCCGUCACUGCACUCGUUGAGGCUGUCUUCUGCAACUGUACCGGCUGGCAGGACCCUGAAGGCCUGGAGAUUGCCAAGUAUUCCUUCUUUGUUGUGGAUGACAUCGGCACCAAAAUGAUCUUAGCCUUUGGAUCACGAAACACUGGCCGGGUAGUGCUGCCCUUCGCCAACCUCACCCUGUGGGCCGGCGUCAGCGACUCAAUGGGCGCAGAAACACUCUUCCACAUGGCCAACAUUGAGCCCCAACUCCCCACCAAGAGCGCCUUUGAGCAGUACAUGGCAAGGGACGAGCUUGCCAAGGCCCAGAGUGUGGUGGACCAGACCAAGGUGGACAUGCUUCUUCGGGCAGAAAACUCCCUCAAGGGCAUCACACUUCCACUCUAUGACUACGAGGAAAUAGAAGCCAUGAAGGAGGAGGAGCAGGAGGCAGCAGAUGAUGAGGAAGAUGAAAAAGCAGCUGCCAAGAACAAAGACAUGUUGGGGAGUGUAGAUAAGUUUUCAACCACCUCUAUGGACGAAGUUAUUCAGGUAAACAACAUCUUGGGUUCCAUUGCCGACCCUCUCCCGGAUGAGAUGCAGGGUGCAGCAGUGGAUGUCCUUGUGGCCAUCUCAGGACGGGCGGACAAGGAGGCGCCCCUGUCCCAGCAGAAGGACUUCGUGGCGGGUGCGCUGGCCACCACUGUGGGGCUCAUGAAGGGCGUCAAUAAAAAGGCAAAAAGGUCCAAUGCAACUGAUGUCGAUUACCCGGAGAAGGCAAUGAAGGCACUGAAGAGGGCAAAGAGGACGGCAUCCCUCAACGAUACUCUUUAUGACGAGAUGGAGGAGGAAGACUACUCCUACCAACCCUCACUGGAGGACCAGGAGGCUAAUGAACAGGUGUCGAAGAUGCUGAAUGUGGUGGGGGCUACUCAAGGGGCCCUCAUAUCCGCAGCCGUGGUGGGGGAGGAGCCCUCACGGAUUGAUGCUGGGGAGGACGUGAACAUGGCUGUCGGUUUCUUUGACGCAGCUGAGUUGCAGGGCCGGGCAGUGGAGGUGGGUGGGGCUGUGUAUGUGUUCCCCAGUUACUGCGCCGUGCUGGGGGAGCCGGACGACUGCCUCACCAACAAGACCAUCACUAUUGGGGUGCAGAUGACCAAGUGGAAGGGCGCUGUGCAUGGCUACGGGGGAGGCCGGGAGCAGCUCAGCGAUGACUCAGCCACGGUGCAGCUCUCCCUGGUGGACGCUGACUCUCGGCCCAUCCCCGUCAACAACUCCCUCGAGGACUUCAUCAUGUACAUCCCCAGAGCUGCGGACGCCGUGGCUGAGCCGGAUCUCGUAGAGCCCAAGGUGUCUGACAUCAUGGCCCUGAGUCUCCACAGUAUAUAUGUCCCGGCCCCUCGUGUGGCGGUGACGGUGCUGGUGAGGCCGGAGAACGAGACAGAAGGUGAUGACUGGGUGCUGGCCUGGUCACCCUCCUCCCUCAACACCUCUUUUAAUGACACUGAGAAUCUCAUCUAUUUGACCAACCUCACCUACCACCCAGACACUGGUUUCUACGAGCUGUUCCUUGACUCCGACACAAUUGGCGACGUGACCGGCACCUACACUGUGGGGCUCGGACGCUACAACCGCACUCUGGCCGUGCCCCAGGAACACCCUUGCUUUGAGGACCCGCCCCCCGACACCUACCUCCUCAGCUACCACUCAAACUUCACCUCCCGCUACUACUACAGCACCUACAUCUCAUCCUGCCUCUUCUUUGAUAACGAGCGCCUGACGUGGAGCAGCGAUGGAUGCUCGGUCAAAGGCGCCAACACCUCCGUCACAAUCUGCGGCUGCAAUCACCUCACUUCCUUCGGCUCUGGGUUCUUUGUCGGCCCCAACACUAUCGACUUUUCCUACGUCUUUGCCAAUGCUGGAUUUGUUGACAACCUGACAAUUUACCUCACCCUCAUCAUCACUCUGGGCCUGUACUUUGCUGGCCUUAUUUAUGCCAGAAUAAUGGACAAGAAAGACGUGGAGAAGGUUGGUGCGACGCCUCUGAGUGACAACAGCCCCAAUGACCACUACCUCUACGUCCUCAUCGUCCACACCGGCCAGCUGCCCAACUCUGGCACUGAGUCAAAGGUUCAGUUCUUGAUAGCCGGGGACUGGGAUGAAACAGAAGUAAGAACUCUGACUGAUGAGAAGCGUCCACUGCUGAAGAGAGGAGGUGCAGACCACUUUGUGAUGGCCACAGAGAAACCACUCGGACCCCUGCAGUACCUUCGCAUCUGGCACGACAACAGCGGCAAGGGGAAGAAAGCCUCAUGGUUCUUCUCCUACAUGGUGGUGCGAGACAUCCAGACGGGUGAAGAGUUCCAGUUCAUCAACAACGGGUGGCUGGCGGUUGAGGAAGGUGACGGCCAGGUCGACAGGUUGGUGGCCGUGGCAGGCGAGGAGCAGCUGAAGGACUACUCUCACGUGUUUGGCAAGACGGUGGAGAAGAACUUUGCCGAUGACCACCUUUGGUUCAGCAUCUUCCUCCGGCCGCCUCGCUCCAGGUUCACGAGGGUUCAGAGGCUCUCGGCUUGCAUGGCUCUCCUCUACCUCUCCAUGCUGGCCAACGCUAUGUUCUACGAGAAGAUACCCGACGAACCAGGCAGCGGCGGCCUCAGACUCGGCCCCGUCAGCGUGUCUCCUCAAGCCCUCGGCAUCGGCUUCAUCAGCAACCUCAUCGUCUUCCCUCCCUCCUUCUGCAUCGUCUUCUUCUUCAGGAAAUCCCGCCCGAGGAGACCUAAGGAGUCGAGGCUGAAGGUGGCGUUGAGGGCACAGAGCGAGGAAAUGUCAGGUCGUGAUGGCAGUGAGGGCAGGAGUCCACCGCCACCAGAGGAAGGGGACACCGAGAAGGCGAAGGGCGGACCCAAAAUUACUCCUGCGAGGCGGCCGAAGAAGCUGUCCCUGCCCUGGUGGUGCGUGGUGGUGGCCUGGGUGCUGUGCCUCAUCAGCAUCUCCGUGGCCGUCUUCUUCCUCUGGGCUUACGGCGUGCAGUUCGGCAACGAGAAGGCGACCAAGUGGCUGACGGCUCUCCUGUCCUCGAUCUUCUCUUCUAUUCUCUUCACGCAGCCCAUCAAGAUCUACCUGAUGGCCAUGGUACUGUCGUGGAUUUUCAAGAGGCCGCUGGACGAGUUCGAGGACUACGACGACGACGAGGAGGAGUUUGACCUUGAGAGUGACGAGGAGCUGCUGCACGCCCCCCCGACUUCGCAAGCAAUCAGCAGAAGGCGGUCUCAGAUCCAAAUAGGCGCAGGACUGACGGAGGAGGAGUUGACGAAGGCGAAGGAGAAGAGACUAAGCGAGCUGGCGAUGCAGGACUUGCUGGUGGAGGUCCUCGUGUAUAUGAUGUUCCUUCUCAUCAUCCUCUCCAUCAGCCACGGCGAUCGGGACCCCAAUAUCUACUUCAUGAGAGAGAACAUCAAGAACACCUUCGCCCUCGCCUCGCAGAACGACUGUCCGGCGUUUUCAAAGGCCCAGCAGGAACCUCACUUCUGGUGCUGGCUGAAGGAGACCAUGGUGCCUUCCCUCCUCAACGUGACGCUCUACAACGGCGAACAUCGACCCCAAGACAUGUGCGGCACUAUGAUAGACCGGGUCACCUUCCUCCUCGGCCACCCUAUCAUUCGGCAGGCCAGAAUCAAGCCAGGCGACUCCCUCACCCACCCCGCCACGCACCCCAACUCAGAGGAAACUCGAGACUUCGGGAAUUACUGGAACGAGUCUGCCCACGCCGAGUCGAUUUUCCGCUACAGGUCGGCGCUUCAAAUCCACGGCUUCCCUUACGACGGGACUCUAGACACAUACGGCGGCGGAGGUUACCUGGUCGCGCUGAAGGGUCCUCAGGCGAAGGUGAUGAGGACGAUCGCUUCCCUCCAAGAACGUAACUGGGUUGACGAACGGACCAAGGCGCUCUUCGUCGAGUUCUCUUUGUACAACCCGCAGGUGAAUCUGUUUGCGGUCACAAUGUUCGUCUUCGAGUUCAUUCCCGGCGGAGGACUCAUCACUAAGUUCGAGUUCCAAGCUCUGAAGUUGCUCCGGUACCACACUGGCGGCGGGGCCUUCGUUCUGGUCGUGGAGAUCGCCUACAUCCUCUUCUCCCUCUUCUACACACGCCGCGAGUUCAAGGCCAUGAAGAAGCACGGCUGGAAGUACUUCGCCUCGGUGUGGAACAUGAUGGAGGUGUGGGUGCUCGCCUUGUCCUUCACCGCCAUCGUGUUUUACCUCAUGAAGACUUCCCUUACGUAUUACCUGCUCGACAAGUUUAUAGAAUCCAAGGGCAAGAAGUACAUUAAGAUCCAGCCACUUGCCUUCCUGGAUGGGGUUCUGGGGUAUGUGAUCGCAUUCCAAGUCUUCAUAGCAACCCUGAAGCUCCUCAAACUACUAAGGUUCAACAGGAGGAUCGGGAUGCUUUCGGCUACACUUCGAUACGCUUCCGGUGAUAUCAUUGGUUUCGGUCUCAUAUUCAUCGUCACGCUCAUUAGCUUCGUCACCGUCUUCUACCUGAGCGCCAUGACAGCCAUGAAGGACUUCUCUACGUUUGUCAAGGCCGCGGAGUCCAGCUUCUUCCUAAUCAACAAGAAGUUCGACGAGAUCACCGCCGCCUCCCCUGUGCUGGGUCCCGCUUUUUACUUCGUGUUCUCCUUCAUCUUGUACUGGAUCGUGUUCCAGCUGCUCAUCGCCAUCAUCUGCCACGCCUUCGCCAAAGUGAGCCAGGACAUCACGAAGCAGCCCAACGACUACGAGGUGAUCGAGUACAUGUUGACGAAGUUCUCCGCCUACAUCGCCGCCCUGAGACCCAACUCGGUGCAGAAGGUCAAUAUCCCCCCGCCGAAGCCCCCGGAUAUCGAGUCUCAGCUUCGGUACCUCAGCUCCUCCCUGGACAAGGCGAUGGGCGUCCUGGAUUGCAAACUUCAGCCAAAGAAAAAGCCGGAGAAGAAGAAGAGGAAGAAGCGCAUUGUCAAGAGGUGAUUUUGAUUCUUUGACAGUGAUCGGUGAAGGUGUUAAGAGGCGAUUCGAUUCUCUAAAAAUUAUCUGUGCUGUUAUUCAUUUUCUGGUGAUUCUUCUUUUAUGCCUUAGUUGUAAUGAUAGUUUAUUUGUACUCUUGUUUGUCAUGAUAAACAAAGAAGAAGAAGAAGAAGAAGAAAAAGAGGAAGACAAAGAAGAUGAAGAAGAACAAGAACAAGAACAAGAAGAGCAAGAACAUGAGCAGGAAGAACAAGAACAGGAAGAACAAGAACCAGUACAAGAACAAGAACAACAAGAAAGAGAAAUAGGAGAAAGAAUUUGAUCUACCAGAGUUAAGUGUCUAUCCGUGUUUAAUAUAAAAUUUCUACCUACUCUCAGAAUUUUUUACUUUAGAUUUAGUAUGAAAACUCACCACUAACAACCUGACCUUUCGCAUUUGCCAUGAAAACACAUUAUAUUCUCCGUCAGAUUUCCAGCAGUGACCGUGUACCAUUUAGCAGAGAUUCUCACGUAGUAUUUGUCCGUAACGAAAUGAGGUGAUCGCUAAACCCCUGUAAGCAAUCCACAAUAAAUACAUCAGUGCAACAUCCGUCCAA